GUAAUGCCCCUUCGGCGGGGGAGGCGGGCUGUUGCUCUCAGCGGCUCCUUUCUUUUGCCUCCGCCCUUCUGUGAGCGUGAGCUUGAUGCUUUGGCUGAAGAAGUGGGGAUGGUUUGGGUCACAAACGCGACGGUUUUCAGGGUUGGCUGAUGAAUUGCACAUGCCUUCCCUGCCAGAAAUGAUGUUUGGAGACAAUAUCCUAAGAAUACAACAUGACCAUGGUUUUGGAAUUGAGUUCAAUGCAACAGAUGCUUUAAAAUGUGUCAAUAAUUGCCAAGGUAUGAUCAAAGUGGCUUGUGCAGAGGAGUGGCAAGAGAGCAGGAGUGAGACUGAGCACACUAAGGAAGUUGUCAAACCAUAUGAUUGGACUUACACAACAGACUACAAAGGAACAUUGCUGGGAGAUAAUGUAACAUUAAAGGUUGUGCCUACAACAGAACACAUAAAUACAGAGAAAUUGAAAGCCAGGGAGCAAAUUAUGUUUUUUGAAGAAGUCCUUUUGUUUGAAGAUGAGCUUCAUGAUCAUGGAGUAUCUAGUUUGAGUGUAAAAAUAAGAGUUAUGCCUUCCAGCUUUUUUGUGUUGUUGAGGUUUUUCUUGCGAGUUGAUGGUGUACUUAUCAGGAUGAAUGAUACAAGGCUUCACCAUGAGGCUGACAAGGCCUACAUGUUACGAGAAUAUACAUCCAGAGAAAGCAAAAUAUCAAGUUUAAAGCAUGUUCCACCUUCCCUGUUCACGGAACCUAAUGAGAUCUCUCAGUAUCUGCCAAUAAAGGAGACAAUUUGCGAAAAGCUAGAAUUCCCAGAGAAGUUGGAGCCUGAACCACAAGCAUCACUGGAAAGCACAUGUGUAGAGUCUAAAUAAAUGUGACUUUAUAUGGACUUGAAGUAGACUGGAGAUCAUGUGACCAUUACCGGUGUAGGGGGUGGUUUCACUGUUCGUGGAAUAAAGAGUUUGGCUAAUUUUUCUGUAGCCCUAAAUGAAAACAGAACUUAUUUCAAGCAGGUUUUGAUGAUUUUAUUUUUUUUUAUAGUUCCAUCUUUUUUUUUUUUAUUUCAAACCUGCAUCUGGAGUUAAUGAUAGACUGGUGAUGAACUAUAGUCUUAAAUGGCAAUGGAGAAAGACUCCCAUGAUUAAGCAUUUGGGUUCUGUUUAGUUCAGCUGUUACAUAGGAGUAUUACCUGGACCCCCCACCACAAACACUUCCAAGAAGAUUUUAUUGUUCUUGCUUCAGAUACCAAGAGACUACUACAGUUCACAAAACUGUAGGGAAAUCUUCUGUAGUUUAAAAAAAGAAAAAAAAAAAUCCCUCUGCAUAUGUUUUGGGCUUUUGGUCCCAAACUAUACCUUUUGCUUGGCUCCCCCUACUGCAAGCUGAUAACCAAUUAAGUUACUUCUUGGAAUCUCUGAUCUGGCCUUCUGACUUAGGAAUAUUCCUAUUUUAUCUGAGAAUAGCUUUAAGGAGCAAAAAUAAUUGCAUUUGUUUGACCCUGUAUAAAGGUAAAAAAUACUUUAUUCAUGAGCCAUCAACUCCAGAGCAGGAAAAAUGCUGCCUAUGUCAGCCAUAUUUCUCUAGGCAGCUCUAGAAACUGUUACUUGGGGUAGGUGAGCUGCUAAGGUCGUGUGCUAUCUUGGAAAUGCAUUGUUCUGUAUUGACCUUCUUCUGGGCAUGUCAGCUAGUGCCCAUGUGUGAUGGUUAUGCUGCCCUGACAAUCAAACUGUUAAAUUCCAGGGUGGCUUAUGGCUGGCAAAGAGAGGGGAGUUUUUAGUCUCUCAUCCCUAAAGGAUGCUGGUAUUUGCAAUUUGAGAAACAUGAGCUUAUGUAGUUUUAAAGGAAUGCUAUCAUGUAUUCUGGAUAUGUAAUUUUGAUUCAUCUUUUAAGUUCUUUAAGUUUUAAUAGAAAUGUGUUCACAUGCACAUUCACAGUUUUAACUCAGUCAUUUGUGGAUUAAACAUUUAAACACUUAAAUUUCUUUUGGAAACUCUAAAUUAUGUUAAUGGCUUACCAUAAGAAUGAGGGAGCUAAACUAGUCUUAGUUUACUGCUCACACUCAGUGUUAAGAGCAAGAAGCAAAUGACAUUAUAGUGAAAAUAGGCCUUGUGCAAAAUCUAAAAUAAUUAAGAAAAUGGCAAAUAAGAAUGUGUGCAUUUUGAUCUUCUGGAGGUUUUUUCUUAAAAUUUUAAAUAUUCUACACUGCAUAUCUUCAUACAAACAACCUACCCCCAACCUCAGUGUAUAGCCAGUUCUUUGGAGGAAUGGUUUUCACUUGAAGACCCUGAAAUUUUUAGAAAAAGUGUAUUGCCAUCUAAGUGACAGUGGUCUUAAUAAAAACAAACCUGCCUUGUUUCACCUUUUUUUUUUUUUUUCCUACACCUGCAGUUCUUAUCAUUGAUUUACAUUGUAACCAUGAGGAAGUUACUUCUGUGCCUCAGUUCUGUGUCUGUAAAAAUGGGACUCAUACAUGCCUAGCUUACUGAAGGUUUAUGAGGGUUAUUUUGUAAAAUGCUAUUAUUUUUUUUUCCUGAAUACACAUUCAGCCUUAUCUUUGGAAAGGGUUAUUAUCAAAAAAAAAAAAAAAAAAAAUCUUACAAGCUAUAGGAUAAAGUGAGUGAAGUGAAAUUAAAACAAAAUCUCUGAAAGAAAUGAUUAUCAGGCAGGCAUGAUUUGGAGUGAAUGAAUUUAGGGCCAUUUGGAAGUGGGGAUGAGAUCCUGUAUAUUCCCCUUUUCUGAGUCCUAAUUUUUUUUCCACCUUCCUGAACUUGUUUCCUAAUAAAGACUUCAGCAUCAAGAUGAAGAAGGGUAGGUGUACUUGGCUGCAAAUGAAUGUAGCAUGAAUGUGAUCAAAAUUAAUUUCAUAAUAGGGAUAAUUUAGGUCUCUAUGUGGCAGAGGGAUGUGAGGGAGAAUAAAAAGGAAGGAAACAAUAAAUGGGGGUGAAGGCAUAUUUUCCCUGUGAAAGUAAAUCAUGGCACUUUUUUAUUUUAAGUAUACACUUUUUUACAUGCCUUAGAGGCUUAUAAAAAAACACUUUAAAGUCAAAGCUGGUAGUGACUAAGAAGGCAUAUGGCAAAGUACUGGCAAGAAGGAAAUUAUAUCUGCAUUUCUUAAUUAAAACUGUUUCAGGUUUGGUGAGUGAUAUUGACAUUAAACUUCAUGGGGCUGUAGUGGGGAAAACCCACAGAAUCGACACCUAGUGUUAAGCAGGGUGCUGUGCAUGUUUAGCUUAUAUUGUGUAUUUUAUGCUGUCCAUCGCACUUACUGAUUUGUGACCUGCUGAUACAGUUGUCUUGACUGGACUUAAAUCUCUGAAUAUAUAGAUAAGUGAUAUCCAUUUAUUUUGGGUGCUGUGCAUUUGAGUGGAACACACAUGUUGGAGGGAUCACAAGAUUACGUUCAGAAAGUUAGAGUUCCCACAAAGUAAAACAUGAAACACUUCUUGUGACUCUGUUAUAACACGUAGGUUAUCAAGAAGCAGUAAAAUAAAGUACUGCAAGCUCUCUGGUGCAUAUUUUCUAGAGAAAAGAACCAGAUUAGAUGUAUAAUUCUGGGUGGAGGGAGUGGGGUAAUUCUCCAGCUGUUCCAUGGCGAGUUUAACAUGUGGCGGUUUAUAUUCUUAUCUGUAUGUUGCUAAAUAAAACUUACCCAACGUUUUAUAGUUCUGUUUUUAUCGGAGCAAAAUAAAGUGAAAUAACUACUUGUGAUGCCGAA
This is a messenger RNA of Dromaius novaehollandiae (emu), 3705 nucleotides long. It is a transcript of the gene TIPRL, whose product is annotated as TOR signaling pathway regulator. Lineage: Eukaryota; Metazoa; Chordata; Aves; Casuariiformes; Dromaiidae. The record is from RefSeq and is a predicted model, not a curated record. The transcript is spliced from 7 exons. Bases 86 to 862 code for a protein of 258 amino acids. Gene Ontology annotation, biological process: TOR signaling. Gene Ontology annotation, cellular component: cytosol.